Molecule: messenger RNA, 3803 nt
Organism: Porites evermanni
Lineage: Eukaryota; Metazoa; Cnidaria; Anthozoa; Scleractinia; Poritidae
Source: the annotation of a GenBank genome assembly
AUGGUUUUAGGUAAUCUGCGGCCACAGAACAACAUUACAACGAAGUGCGCAUGUGAGCCCACAGCAGGUAUCAAUCUAAAGUUACUUUAGUAAUACUUACCACUUUGACUUAUGCUAUCACAAGGCUAUCCAAAAGUAAUAGUAAGCUUUAGACAUGAAAAAAUAUUUAAGGCUUCCCCUGUUAGGAAAAACAACAUUUUUGCAUGCGCGGGAAACUAAAAGUCAGUAAAUUAUUUUCAAGUUGAAUGAAAUUUUUGAAAGACAUGACAUAUCAGUCAUCCCCAUAAAAAAUGUUGUUGUUUGAUAGUAGACUCGAUCACCAGCCGAUUAAUCGGUGCAAUCACGUUCCUUCGCUGUAGAAAGAGGAUGCAACCCAGUCCCUCAAAAACGGCUGGAAGUCGAGCCUAUUAGUCUUCUGUGACAGUAGGGACCUUACGAAACUGCGACGGUGACUUUAACGGGAACGUCAAAAAAGCAAUAGGUUUAUUGAGCAAAACAACAAUUCUGCACGUGCAUCACGCUUUUUUGUACAUUUCUUUGCCGUCCCUUCACAGCUAGGACAUGCAUUGACCAAAUUUCAAGUUUACUUGGGAACGGAAACGGCAAUGCGAUAAAUUCUAACACGUCUGUCAGAACUUGUGCGCGGCCCCUUCUCUUCAGCUCCAACCCAAAUCCUUUUUUUUAAGUAACUGGGCCCGCUGGAAUAAUCGCGAAAAAAAAGUGAAAGGAUACGAAGUCUAUUCUUCAGCGACGUUUUUAUGGACGUCGCCGUUGUCGGAUCGUAAGGUCCCUAGUAUCAGUAUGUAACGGCUGAGAAUACAGUAGGGCCUCUGUAUGGAUACCUGCGGACGUCGAUUGCGUCGCGCGUUUUCCAUCAAAUCGUCGGUUUUUCAGACAAAAUCGUCGCAUAACAAGAAUUUUUUUGCGUGGUAACUCUAUUAGCGAGCUCAGCGCAACCACAAUAACGAAGACGGAGACGAACAAUAUAGGUAAAUUAAAAACUCUAAAGUGCAGCAAUUAUUUAGGCAGUUUUGUUUGUCAUUAUUGCUCGACCAACGUUGAUUGAAAAAGUUGAUUGAAAUGGCAAUGAUCCUCGCUUUAAUUUCUAAGAUCUUCCCUUUAUCAAUGGCGAUCGUCGCGACUUCGAUUUGUCGGAAAUACUCCUACAGAGGCUCACAAUAGCUUGCGUGGCGGGCGUCGACAGUGCACGGACCCACACCUUGAGAUAAGGGGGGCCCCGGUCAUCCAGACCCUUAGAUAAGGGGGGCCCUGGUCAUCCAGACCCUUAGAUAAGGGGGGCCCCGGUCAUCCAGACCCUCAGAUAAGGGGGGCCCCGGUCAUCCAGACCCUCAGAUAAGGGGGGCCCCGGUCAUCCAGACCCUCAGAUAAGGGGGGCCCCGGUCAUCCAGACCCUUAGAUAAGGGGGGCCCCGGUCAUCCAGACCCUUAGAUAAGGGGGGCCCCGGUCAUCCAGACCUUUAGAUAAGGGGGGCCCCGGUCAUCCAGACCCUUAGAUAAAGGGGGGCCCCGGUCAUCCAGACUGACCCUCAGAUAAGGGGGGCCCCGGUCAUCCAGACCCUCAGAUAAGGGGGCCCCGGUCAUCCAGACCCUUAGAUAAGGGGGGCCCCGGUCAUCCAGACCCUUAGAUAAAGGGGGGCCCCGGUCAUCCAGACCCUUAGAUAAGGGGGGCCCCGGUCAUCCAGACCCUUAGAUAAGGGGGGCCCCGGUCAUCCAGACCCUUAGAUAAAGGGUACAGUAGUACCUCUCCUAAAUGAUCACGUGUUCCAAAUAUCUAAAUUUUCUAAGUCAAAGCCUAACAGUUGUAACCACUAGUAAACAAGUACCACUCAACAGCGAUCGCGACCAAGUUGUCGCAGUUGUACCACGCUACACAGAGUAUAAAAGGAACUUUAUGGGAGAAAAUCCCCGCAAGGGUCCUCCGCCAUAAACUAACGCUGAACAGAUAUAAUUUUUGCUUGAUUUUCGUUGCAGCUUAUAUUCAUGUUAAUACUAUUGAUCCUGGGUGGAUGUACACACAUUGGGCACGGGGUAUGUUUGAACUAUUUUUUGAUACUGAUGUAUAAAACAUGGUACAGAGUUUUUUAAGACCAAAAUGGGUUGGUAUUUAUUUGUAAGAAAGUGUUAAGUCGACAAUGUUCAACAAACCUGUGUCUGAACACAUUUUGAAGUUGCGUACGUGAUUCUAGCAUCAAAAUAUUGAAGAGAGAUUUAGAAUCACGCUUCACGCAGCAAGCUGUAAACAUCAAAUUCAAGUUGGUGAUUUCCGCUUAAAAUAGGAAAUGAACAGACGAUAAAACUGUGCGCAGAUAUUCAUGUGGAUGAAACUGGCGUGAAAUUGUAUUUUUUUUUACCAUUAUUAUUUACAACAUGAACAGCAAACCAAAGGUAAAGGAAGACUUGGUCAAGUGGUACAUAUUGGCGUUUACUCUCUGCCGUAAAACGUGGUUCUAAAACUCUCUUUUGCUUUUUUUUUUUCCAUUCCAAAGAUAAUUCACAAGAAAAAUCCCACAUAAACGCUAGAGCUUGAGUCAUAGAAAGUUUACAAUACGUGAAAAAGUACAGUUAAGAUCAUUGCAUUUGGAUGAGUUUGCCGGUGGUCACAAAAAGAAGAAAAAAGAAGAAUGAAAAGUAGAGUGGCACAUCUAGGUCAACUAAUAUUGUGCCCCUAAAAUAACGUAAUCCCCCCGGUAGAAGCCUAUUUAAGGUUCUAAUAAGUUUAGUUUAAAAUGUUCGUAAAAUUGCUUACGAGAGCGACAAAAAAAACGUCGCCAUCUUGACCGCUGGCCGCUGGCCGCUGACCACAUUUCCUUGUUUCUUAUCAGCAGCGUUAAAAUGAAUUUGAGCGACGUCACGUCCACACAGAGAGAGAGAAAGCUCGGGUGUUUUAGCCUGCGGAUUUUUUCGGAAUUUUUCGACGAGUGCUAGCUCGUAUCAUAUUUAUCAAGAGAGAAUGAGUGAUAGAGGUGUAGGCCUCUUUUGUCGCAGAUAAACAGGGAGACGUUUGAGUUUGUACAACAGUGUUUCUGUUAACCUAAAAGAAAAGCAACAAACAUUAAUUGAAACUUGCGCAUGCAGAAUGUGAAGCGCGUGGGAGUACUGCUACUCUCGCGUUUUGUUCGUGCGUUAAUGGAUUAAUGCAGUCGAACCGCGCUUGACAGAAAACCCGCUCAUAAUACAGACUCCUCGUUAUAACGGACACUUUCUACGGCCCCCUCAGUGUCCGUAUUAACGGGGUGUAUUAUGAAAAACUGAAGUAGAUAUGGAACGCUUGGAGUCUAACUAGUUUAGCUAGGGCAACCUAACCCGUUUUAUUCACAAGGUUUGAUUAAUUUUUUUAAACAUUUAUUCACAGACCAGGACACUCUAAAAAUUGCAUGGCGUUAUUACAGCCCCAGCUGCUUAGCUUCAUUGCCGAAUCGAUUCUAUAUACAGAUUGCAAGGAAAGGGACGUAUGGGGUUUAUUGCAACCUCCGAAUGAAGACACCUUUCAUCAAAGAAGUUGCAGUGUGGUCACACCAUGGCCACCAUCAAGGCAAAACCAAAUAUCUAUUCAAUUACACGUUGCCAUAUAACAGUACAAACAGUACAAAACCCUUUCAUGACGUUAGGUUCUUUAAACUUGUUUCACUUCGUAAGAGAAGUAAAUUAUACGCUCACCUUAAACUUGAUAUCCCAGACUCUUGGAAGGAAGAUAUACGUGCACUCAAGUUUAAAAACUUCCUCUUAAACCUGUUUGAUAACGAAGUUAACAACAACAACUUUGGAGUGUUUUCAAUCCAAUAA